CCCCUUUCAUCUUCUUCUUACCAUCCACCCGGCUGCCUCUCCACCGCUUAACGACCCUCGAUUCAAUCCAUAAAUCAGUGCUCAUAAGUGGGGUUGAUCGGCGGAACAGCCCCUCCUCUUCAACCUCCCCAAACCCCCCCGCAGCUAUGUGGAUUCAGAGCAGCCAUUGGAAACAACUGUGGAAUACAAAAAGAAUCGAUAAUGACAGGCUCCUGUCUAGAAAUCUUGUUUCCAUGGGAGAGUAGCUGGUAUUGUUUGUUGCUGAGGCAGUGAGGUUCUAAAGAGAGAAAUAGGGAAGAUUUUCCUCUAUCAAGCUCCAAAAUGCCACCGGUUCCUCUUGCACCAUAUCCAACACCUCCAGCACAACCUUAUUCACAGCCUGCUAAUGCCACACAGAGCCAGCUUGUUUGCUCAGGAUGUAGAAACCUUUUACUCUAUCCUGUUGGGGCAACCUCUGUUUGCUGUGCAGUUUGUAAUGCAGUCACUGCCGUUCCACCUCCUGGCACAGAAAUGGCACAAUUGGUGUGUGGAGGCUGCCAUACUCUUCUCAUGUACAUCCGCGGUGCCACGAGCGUACAAUGUUCUUGUUGCCACACCGUCAACUUAGCUUUGGAAGCGAAUCAGGUGGCACACGUUAGCUGUGGGAACUGCAGGAUGCUACUGAUGUAUCAGUAUGGAGCACGCUCAGUGAAAUGUGCAGUAUGCAAUUUUGUGACAUCAAUUGGUAUGACAACAAGUGCGAUCGAUCAAAAAGCUUAAUAGCUAAAGUUAUCGUAAACAUGGUUGUCCCAAAUUCGACAACUGCGGCUUUGCAAUAUUCGUAAUGCCCUACACGGUGUUUGUCCGACUCAACGAGCGGAGGUUCUUUUUCGUAUUCACUUGUAUAGAGCUUUAUUUCUGUGUGUGAACUUUAAAUGUUGCUUUUUUCGUCUUCAUAGUGCUUGAAUGAUGUUUGUAUGAUUUAAGAAGUUUUGGCCUCCUUGGGGGGGAAAGAAUAUAUGGUAUCAGACAACUUUCUAUACUAAGCUGAGUGUAAUUUUUACCCUCUCUUUGUGAACUGCACAAGAAGGUUUAUAUCAGAUAUCAGCUUUUUGAGAUGUCAA
Molecule: messenger RNA, 1103 nt
Organism: Cucurbita maxima (winter squash)
Lineage: Eukaryota; Viridiplantae; Streptophyta; Magnoliopsida; Cucurbitales; Cucurbitaceae
Product: protein LOL1-like
Exons: 6
Coding region: 322-759 (145 amino acids)
Source: RefSeq, a predicted model, not a curated record